AUGUAUUCUAUGCCGGAUUUUGAGUGCAUGUUGAAACGGUUGCUUCAGAGGGUCGUAGCACUGAUGACGAAAACUGUAGAUGUUGCGGAGUCAAAAGCUGAAUCAGUUUUGCAUUCGGUUCAUUCUGGACAAGUCAAGAAAGCACAAACUGGGGCUCAUGACGGCGAGACUAAAAUCCGCAUAAAAAAGGCUAAAUAUGCUAUGUUGUUGGCUUACCAGGGAAGGGAAUACUUUGGGAUGCAGAUACAAAAGGGUCAUCCUACAGUUGAAGGUAAACUGAUUGAUGCAAUGCACAAGUUGGGCUGGAUUACCGAGCAAAUGAAAGAACAGCCUGCACUGUUUCAUUUCCAAAGGGCUGCACGCACGGAUCGCGCCGUCUCUGCAGUUAGGCAGAUAUGUGGUAUGGAACUCCCAAAACGUGACGAUUAUCCUUCUACUGGUGCUAAUGAACUAAAUAAUAUCCUCCCAAAUGAUAUACGGGUUAUAGGUAUGCGUCGUGCAACAAAUGCGUUUCAUCCUCAGAAACAGUGCUGCGCUCGAACGUAUAGCUACACUUUACCAACAUUUGCGUUUGCAAAACCCACAGAGCUUACAAAUACGGCGUUUCGAAUAAAGAAGGAGACAUUAGAUGAGGUGCGAGAUCUACUCAGUAUAUACAAAGGCACACAUAAUUUUUUCAACUACACAUCAAGGAGGGAUUUUGAUGAUCGCAGUUGUCAUCGCUAUAUAUUGUCGUUCGACUGUGGAGAGCCAUUUUUAUAUCACGACGACUUCCGCAAUGAGGAUGUAGAAUUUGUUCAGCUUACUGUGAAAGGACAGAGUUUUGUUCUGCAUCAAAUACGAAAAAUGGUCGGAAUGGUUAUCACCGUAGUUCGGGAGUUUCAGUAUAAAAGCUACAUUCAAAGGACGUUUGAGAGUGAGCGGGUGGACGUUCCCAAGGCACCAGGUCUCGGACUUCUAUUGGAAAGAGUUCACUACGAUUUCUAUGACAAAAGGCAUGCAAAAACGCACGAGCCGCUGACCGAUUGGGGACCCGAAGUAGAAGAACGCAUCAGCAAAGUGAAGUUUGAUCUCAUCACGAAGGAGAUACUCGAAACAGAGCUGCGUCAUCAGUCGAUGUUGCAGUGGCUAGCAGAUCUUGUACAUCAUGAUUUUUGUGCUGAUCCUGAGGCAGAAGAACCUCCGAAGCAAACAUUUCUUACAAUGGCUGUUGGAAAAGCUGAAGAGGCAGCCAGAGAAGAAAAGGCAAAGUUAGCAGAGGAUGCUGCCAUUAAGGACGAAAGUGGUGAUGUCUUACAUAGUUCUAAUAAUGAGGUUACGCUUGACAUCAUUGUUACGGCGGAGUCAAAUACAGAUCAAGUAACAUCUACACUUACUACCGUCAGUCAACCCUGAUUCUGCAUCUGAGGAUAUUUGCCUUGAUAAGGAAUUCUCGACAGUGUCACAUCUCUAGCCCCCAGUCCUCGUGACCUCGCUCACGCCUUACGCGUUCGGGC
Messenger RNA from Cylicocyclus nassatus, 1496 nucleotides. The record is from the annotation of a GenBank genome assembly. Lineage: Eukaryota; Metazoa; Nematoda; Chromadorea; Rhabditida; Strongylidae.